Messenger RNA from Coregonus sp. 'balchen', 31936 nucleotides. The record is from the annotation of a GenBank genome assembly. NCBI's taxonomy places the organism in Eukaryota, Metazoa, Chordata, Actinopteri, Salmoniformes, Salmonidae.
AUGACGGAUUCAGUUGUCGUGGAGGGAUAUGUCAAAUUCAGAGAUGGAAAAAAGGUGUUUACAAAACAAAGUAAUUCAUUGAAUUUGAAUGUGCGUGAAAGUUAUACGGUAUUUGAACGUUUGCGUCUGUGUUGUACCGUUAUCUCUUUCAGUGGAAGGAUAGGUGGGUCGUACUCCGCAAGCCAUCGCCUGCAGCAGGUACGUCGCUCACUGUUCUAUAUUCGAAAGCGCGUAACACACGUUGCAGGAAUAACAUCAGCGCACAACUUUACAUCGUUUUUCUUUGUUAAAUUAAUACAGUAAUUUAAUAGGCCUACAAUUCAAUUCGAAAGUUUACUGCUUGUGGUCUAUUUACUACCGUAGUAAAUCGAUAAAUAACUUUAUGCUUGUCAUUUAGCCUACUAAACAUCCCAAAUGAAAAGCAACUGGAAACAAAGUUGCAUUACUGCAUGCCAUGGAAUUCAAUGUUUUCCAUGCAUAGGCUACUGUGCUGAUAGUUUCGAAUUUCGGGUUGCUCAUUCAGAACUUUGGCUGGCUCCGUAUUAAAGUUAAUGUGUUCUGGUACUAGGCUACAUUUAAAGAGGCAGCUGCUGUAUUUGUGUUUAUAACUGGUUUAUAACCAUACAUCAGUCAAUUAAGCUUUAAAUACAAUGUAGGAAAUUUAGUUGUAUGUCAAAUGUGUCUGUUGUUAUAAAUAAUUUAAACUAUAGUCUUCUGAUUGGAAGUGAUUACCUUUACUGUCAGAAAACGGCGACAGUGAAAUGCGGUAGGCGAAGUCAUACGCAGGACACGGAGCUACUGGAAACCGUACUUUUAAUAAAAGUCGCCAGUGAAAUACAACGUCUCCAAACAACGGAGAAAAUGAACGACCUGUACACUGUCGAUGACACAAACAAUAACACACAACACACAAUGCACGACAGAGGGUUAAAUAGGGAGUACAAUACAACAUAAUGGGGAACAGGUGUACACAAUCAGACACAACAAGUCAAACACCGAAACAUAGAUCGGUGGCAGCUAGUACUCCGGGGACGACGAAUGCCGAAGCCUGCCCGAGCAGGGAGGAGGAGCAGCCUCGGCUGAAUCCGUGACAGUACCCCCCCCUUGACGCGCGGCCCCAGCCGUGCGCCGACCCCGGCCUCGGGGACGGCCAGGAGGACACAGAGCAGGGCGAGUCGGAUGACUCCGGUGGAAGUUCCUCAACAAGGAGGGAUCUAGAAUGUCCCUCCUGGGGACCCAGCACCGUUCCUCCGGACCCUAGAGGUGAACUGGGGACCCCGAUCAGACACUAUAUCCUCAGGCACCCCAUAGUGCCGGAAGACGUGUGUAAACAGGGCCUCAGCAGUUUGUAGGGCAGUAGGGAGACCUGGCAGGGGAAUGAGGCGGCAGGCUUUGGAAAACCGAUCCACAACGACCAAUAUAGUAGUGUUUCCCUGAGAGGGGGGAAUGUCCGUAACAAAAUCCACCGAUAGGUGAGACCACGGCCGUUGUGGAACGGGUAGGGGUUGUAACUUCCCCCUGGGCAGGUGUCUAGGUGCCAUACACUGGGCGCACACCGAGCAGGAGGAAACAUAAACCCUCACGUCCUUGGCUAAGGUUGGCCACCAGUACUUCUCACUAAGGCAGUGCACUGUCCGACCAAUACCCGGAUGACCAGAGGAGGGUGACGUGUGAGCCCAGUAUAUCAACCGGUCGUGAACCUCGAGCGGCACGUACCUCCGACCCUCUGGACACUGUGGAGGAAUAGGGUCGGAACGUAACCACCGCGAUUGCCACUCCCACACCACCGGUGCAUCGACUCCGGGAGUAUGGGAGUGGGCUCAAUGGACCUCUCCUCAGUGUCAUAUAGUCGGGACAGGGCAUCUGCCUUAGCGUUCUGGGACCCUGGUAUAUAUGUGAGCUUAAAUACAAAGCGGGAAAGCAACAUCGACCACCUUGCCUGGCGAGGAUUCAACCUCCUCGCUGCCCGGAUGUACUCCAGGUUACGAUGGUCAGUCAGAAUGAGAAAAGGGUGUUUAGCCCCCUCAAGCCAAUGUCUCCACACCUUCAGGGCCUGAACCACAGCCAGCAGCUCCCUAUCCCCCACGUCAUAAUUGCGCUCCGCCGGACUGAGCUUCUUAGAAUAGAAAGCACAGGGGCGGAGUUUAGGUGGCGUAUCCGAGCGCUGAGACAGCACAGCGCCGAUCCCAGCCUCGGAAGCGUCCACCUCCACCUGGAAUGCCAAAGAGGGAUCCGGAUGCGCCAGCACCGGAGCCGAGGUAAACAGGUCCUUCAAGCGUUUAAACGCCAUAUCAGCCUCAGCUGACCACUGCAGGCGCACCGGACCACCCUUUAACAGAGAGGUAAUGGGAGCCGCUACCUGUCCAAAGCCCCGGAUAAACCUCCGGUAAUAAUUGGCAAAACCCAAAAAGCGCUCCACUUCCUUUACCGUGGUCGGGGUCUGCCAAUUACGCACGGCAGAAACGCGGUCAACCUCCAUCUCAACCCCUGACACGGACAACCGAUGUCCCAGGAAGGAGAUGGACUCCUGGAAGAACAGACAUUUCUCCGCCUUCGCAUACAGGUCAUGUUCCAACAGUCUACCAAGCACUCGACGCACCAGGGACACAUGCUCGGCUCGUGUAGCGGAAUAUAUUAGGAUGUCAUCAAUAUAUACCACAACACCCUGUCCAUGCAAGUCCCGAAAAAUCUCAUCCACAAAUGAUUGGAAGACUGAAGGAGCAUUCAUUAACCCGUAUGGCAUGACGAGAUACUCAUAGUGACCCGAGGUGGUACUAAAUGCUGUCUUCCACUCAUCUCCCUCCCUAAUGCGCACCAGAUUGUACACACUCCUGAGAUCUAAUUUUGUGAAGAAUCGCGCCCCGUGUAAUGACUCCGUCAUGCUAGCAAUCAGAGGAAGAGGAUAGCUGUAUUUGAUGGUGAUCUGAUUUAGACCACGGUAAUCAAUACACGGGCGUAAACCCCCAUCCUUCUUCUUUACAAAAAAGAAACUUGAGGAAGCAGGGGAAGUAGACGGCCGUAUGUAACCCUGUCUCAAAGAUUCGGUGACGUAGGUCUCCAUAGCGGCCGUCUCCUCCUGAGAUAGAGGAUACACGUGACUACGUGGAAGCGCAGCGCCUACCUGGAGGUCUAUCGCACCAUCCCCAUGGCGAUGAGGUGGUAAUUGAGUCGCCUUCCUCUUACUGAAGGCGAGAGCCAAAUCGGCGUACUCAGGUGGAAUAUGCAAGGCGGGAACUUGGUUUCGGGCUUUCCACCGUCGUUGCCCCUACGGAAACGCCUAAACACCGCCCAGUACACUGAUCAGACCAUCCCUGGAGAGCUCUCUGCUGCCAUGAAAUGUUGGGGUCAUGAGCGGUUAACCAGGGAAGCCCCAACACCACUGGAAACGCAGGAGAAUCAAUCAAAUAUAACCGUACUAUCUCCUCAUGACCCUCCUGCGUUCUCAUCCGGACAGGCGGCGUGACCUCCCUGAUCAACCCAGACCCCAACGGGCGGCUAUCUAGGGCAUGAAUGGGGAAGGGCACAUCAACAGGCACGGUAGGAAUCCCUAACUUAUAGGGGAAACCUCGGGAAACACCACUUAAUACACAUAUGAUCAGCAGAGAGCUCUGGGUGAGUUGGGUGCCUACUCACCGGGAAAGACUCAUCAGUGUGUCGCCCACUGCCUCGAUUCCUAGGAGACCUUCCCCAGCACCGACCAGCAGUGUGUCCUCUGCGGCCACAGUUGGUGCAGGGGACAGCCUCCCUCCUGGUCUCCCUACUAGUCUCCCUAGCACCAGCACCCCCGAGCUCCAUAGGGGUCGGCUCGGAAGUGCUGGGGGAUGGAAUGGACGGCCCCGAAUCCGGACGUCCGCGGGUAGCCAACAGGGUAUCCAGGCGAAUCGAAAUGUCCACCAGUUGGUCAAAGCUGAGGUUGGUGUCCCUGCAGGCUAAUUCCCGACGCACAUCCUCCCUCAGGCUGCAUCUGUAGUGGUCGAUGAGGGCACUCUCAUUCCAUCCCGAGUUGGCGGCUAGCGUCCGGAAGUCCAGCGCGAACUCCUGCGCGCUCCUCCUCCCCUGUCUAAGGUGGAAUAGACGCUCACCCGCCGCUUUACCCUCUGGGGGAUGAUCGAAUACAGCCCUGAAGCGGCGGGUGAACUCCGCAUAGCUGACCGUAGCUGCGUCUAUCCCACCCCAUUCGGCGUUGGCCCACUCCAGCGCCUUGCCGGACAGACAGGAGAUGAGGGCGGACACGCUCUCGUAUCCCGAGGGCGACGGGUGAAUGGUGGCGAGGUAGAGUUCCACCUGGAGUAGGAACCCCUGACACCCGGCCGCGGUGCCAUCAUAAGCCCUCGGGAGCGAGAGCCGAAUCCCACUGGACUCCGGAGAUGGACCGAUGGGUAUGGCUGAUGGUGGUUGCAUCGUAGGAGGAGGUGUGGGCAAACCUCCCCUCUCCCAUCGCCUCAAAGUGUCCAUCACUUCAUGCAUGGUGGUACCCAGGUGCUGGAUCCUGGCCUCUUGGAGGAUAAUGCGCUCCUCCAGUGAUCCCCUAGGCACAACCGAUCCUGCUGACUCCAUGGUGGUGUGUUAUUCUGUCAGAAAACGGCGACAGUGAAAUGCGGUAGGCGAAGUCAUACGCAGGACACGGAGCUACUGGAAACCGUACUUUUAAUAAAAGUCGCCAGUGAAAUACAACGUCUCCAAACAAUGGAGAAAAUGAACGACCUGUACACUGUCGAUGACACAAACAAUAACACACAACACACAAUGCACGACAGAGGGUUAAAUAGGGAGUACAAUACAACAUAAUGGGGAACAGGUGUACACAAUCAGACACAACAAGUCAAACACCGAAACAUAGAUCGGUGGCAGCUAGUACUCCGGGGACGACGAAUGCCGAAGCCUGCCCGAGCAGGGAGGAGGAGCAGCCUCGGCUGAAUCCGUGACAUUUACUGUACUAUAGGCUAGUUAUUGUGUCUAAAUAUGUUCAUAUCAGUGGAGGCUGCUGAGGGGAGGACAGCUCAUAAUAAUGUCUUGGAAUGGAGCAGAUGGAAUGGCAUCAGACACAAGGAAACCAUGUGUUUGAUGUAUUUGAUACCAUUCCACCCAUUUCGCUCCAGCCAUUACCACGAGUCUGUCCUCCCCAAUUAAGGUGCCACCAACCUCCUGUGGUUCAGAUAUAAUAGUAAAUGCACUCACAAUGUUAUUGUGGGAUACCACGUGUCGUCAGUAGCGAGGAGCACUGUGGACCAACUACUGUGGACCAACUACUGUCUGUUUUCACCAUAUGCCUGUACAGUCACAGUAAAUGCCAACCACCCAAGAUAACCAUACCCCCUGCCUUUCAUACGAUGUCAAGAGGUACUGGUACUCACUGUAGGCCUGGCAUAUUAUGGGCUCUGGCCAUGUCUUACAAGAGCCAGGUGCUGCCAACAGGUUUACUCAAAGUGCAAAAGUCGCUGACUGACUUAUCAUUGUGUUGAGUGUAGCCUUUCAGGAUAACAUAGUGAAGUCAGUGUCCUUUUGAUAUUUUUCGAAGCAGGCCAGACAAUAUGGUACAUUUAUUUAACUCGUAGUCUUCCCUAGACAGUACUGAAGUUGAGUAUAAGAACUCACAUUUUCUAAUGAUCCUUUACAUUUACAUUUACAUUUUAUUCAUUUAGCAGACGCUCUUAUCCAGAGCGACUUACAGUUAGUGAGUGCAUACAUUUAUUUUGUUCAUACUGGCCCCCCGUGGGAAUCGAACCCUUUACUCUCUCUUCUUCCCCCAUCUCAUCCUCCCACCUCAGAACAGACAAUACAAUACAGUACAUUACAAUAAAUUACAAUACAAUACAAUAUAACACAAUACAAUACAAUACAAUACAAUAUAACAUAACAUAAUACAACACAAUACAUUACAUUACAAUAAAUUACAAUACAAUAUAAUACAGUACAAUACAUUACAAUAAAAUACAAUACAAUACAAUACCAUACAGUAAAAUACAAUACAAAUGUGAUGGGUGAUUUGAAGGAGUCAGGCGCAGGAGGGUAAAUCACAGAAUAACAGGAUUUAUUCCGGAAUACAGAGUACGCAGUAAAGCGUCAAAACAGUCCAGGCGCACUGGAACCAACAAGGCACACAGGGAAAAUAACCCGGCGAAUACAAAAUACAAGGAGCUCCACCGAGCUUCACUAUCCUCACAAAUAACAAUCACACACAAAGACAAGGGGGCAGAGGGAACACUUAUACACAUACUAAUGAGGGGAUAUGAACCAGGUGUGUGUAAUAGACAAGACAAAACAAAUGGAAUGAUGAGAUGAGAUGCGGCAGUGGCUAGAAGGCCGGUGAUGACCGAAGCCUCCCGAACAAGGAGAGGAGGCAGCAUCGGAGGAAGUCGUGACAACAAAAAAGUACUGUACAGUACAAUAAAUUACAAUACAAUAUAGUAUAACAUAAUACAAUACAAUACAGUAUACAAUACAAUACAGUAUAAUACAAUACAUCAUUCUACCCCCCCCCACCUCCCCCCACCCCCCCAUUCUAAAUUUUAAAUAAUAAUAAUAAUAAUAAUAAUAAUAAUAAUAAUAAUAAUAUAUAUAUAUAUAUAUUAUAUAUAUAUAUAUAUAUAUAUAAUAUAUAUAUAUAUAUAUAUAUAUAUAUAUAUAUAAAAAGUGGUUUGUCCCACUGGCUAUCCUAAGUUGAUGCACCAUUUGUAAGUCGCUCUGGAUAAGAGCAUCUGCUAAAUGGCUUAAAUGUAAAUGUUACAUACAAUACAAGUGCAAUACAAUUACAAUACUGCUACAAUAAUUACAAUAACAUAAAAAUAUAAUAUAAAUACCAAUACAAUGCAGUACAAUACCGUACAAUACAAUACCAAUACAAGUACCAUACAGUUAAAAAGCUCAAAAUUGAGUUUCACUCCAACCUAUCACUGGAAGGUAUCUCAAUACAAUGAUAAUUCGAUGCAUAACAACGUUUUUGGUUGUAGUUAACUUCCUCAUACCUAGCCUCAACAUUCACUAACAACUAAGACUGCUUUUCGACUAAACAUUGCCAGCCAGGUUCCUGGACACAGAUGAAGCCUAGUCCAGGACUAAAAAGCACUUUCAAAGGAGAUUUCCUUUGAACAUGCUUUUUAGUCCAAUAAUAAUCUUAGUCUGUGUCCAGGAAACUGACCCUUUAUGUUGUAGGAUACAAAUGUUAUAGAUCAUCAAUAUUUAGUGAAACUUAAGUUUUUCCUUAUGUUCUCUCCCCAUUUUCCCAGACUGCUUGGUACUUCUGGUCUACAAAGACAAGUCGGAUAAAGCCCAGGGCCACCGGGAGAGGGUCAGCGUCACCUUGGAGGACAUCUGUGGUCUGGAGACAGGUCUCUCCUAUGAGGGGGUGGGCUACACGCUGGCCAUCCUCUGCCUGGGCCAGGUUGUCGUGCUGGGCUUCGACGGCAAGGAGGCUCUGCUGGCCUGGGACAUCCGCGUCCGCUACAGUCUGGGAGAAGGUGGGAGAUGCACUGGUUUAUGGUAGCCAUUGUUUUUGCCCCAUUUUUGUACUAUUUGGAUUAGCUUGUGAAGUAAUAAAUUGAACUCAUUUAGUAGAUUUUAGCCUAGGCCAUCCGUGUCCCCUUCAGCCUGAUGGUUAUUGCAGGGGGCCCCUUUAGAUAGUAUGUCAUGUAUAUAUCUCCGUUAGGCGUUGAGUCAAAUCAGCUUGUUUUUAGCUGGACCUGGCACAUCGGUAUCUGCUACAGCCUAGACUGUCUUACGGGUAGGUCCUUGUUGACAGUGUUCUCAAAUGACGUGCUCUUCUGGGUGACCCAUGUGUUAUGCAAUAUGAAUUUACAUAACAUGUGCAUCAAAGCAAAUCAUUUCAUAGUAACCAGCAAGGUGUUUUAGAUGUCAGUUUGAUGACUGAUUGAGCAUGGAAUGGGGUAUAACUGGUUGGAUCUACUCGUAUUCCUGUCAACACCCGGAAAUAUCUAUUCAUUAACAUAUAUUUUUACUUUUUUAUGCUCUGAUGUUGAUUUAAAAGUUUAAUAAGGCAAUUUAUAUUUUUAAACUUCACAGAGUCCAGUUGAAUUGUGUUGUGGACCAAAUGAGUGUAAAAAAAUCACAGAUGUAUUGGAUCUAUUGUGUGGAGUGUAAUUGGAAUGGUCAGGAAAACAUAUCACAGCUGCCCUGUGUAUGUGUGCUUGUGUGUGUGUGUGUGUGUGUGCCUGUUUCACUCUUUUCCACGGUUGUGUGUGUGUGUGUCUGUUCCACUCCACGUUUUACGAGUGUGUGUGGUUCCUCUGUAGCUCAAUUGGUAGAGCAUGGCACUUGUAACGCCAGGGUAGUGGGUUCGAUCCCCGGGACCACCCAUACGUAAAAAUGUAUGCACACGUGACUGUAAGUCGCUUUGGAUAAAAACGUCUGCUACAGUUUUUUACAAUCACUUUGACACUAAUUUCAGAACCUUGACGUCAUUUUUCAAAACUCUAGACACAAAACUCAAAACGGUCAUCACCUGUAACACAGGCUGUCCAAUGUUCAAAACAUUGCAUUGUGCAUUCAUAUCUUUAAAAAAAUCUUGCACUUGCACAAUCAUUGGUUCAAAAAACAAAUGUAUUGUGAAAUACCAAUGAAACGUUAAUUUAGAUCACCCACACACAAGCAACCGAUAGUUUCACUGUGUCAUUGUUCGUACAAUCAUUAAAUAUUGUAGUACAAAUAGGUGAUACAUGUUUCAUUAUGGUACUACAUGUAAAUACAUCCCUGUAAAAGUACUGCUGUAGUAGAGAGAAUACUACAGACACAGUGGAAUCAUUGAACAAAAUCUGAAAUAUGUUGAUGAAAAGAUAAACGUAAACUCAUGAUGACGAAGUGUGGUGAAACAGGCGAUGGCAGUCAUUGAGAAUAACCAAGGCAUAUUUAGGUCUGCCAAUAAGAAGCGGUGGUUGACAGAGUCGAAGCCUUGGCCAGUCAAUGAAAAUGGCUGCACAGUACUGUCUAUUAUCGAUCGCGGUUAUAAUAUCGUUUAGGACCUUGAGCGUGGCUGAAGUGCACCCAUGACCAGCUCGGAAACCGGAUUGCAUAGCGGAGAAGGUACGGUGGGGAUUCGAAAUGGUCGGUGAUCUGUUUGUUGACUUGGCUUUCAAAAACUUUUGAAAGGCAGGGCAGGAUGGAUAUGGGUCUGUAACAGUUUGGAUCUAGAGUGUCACCCCCUUUGAAGAGGGGGAUGACCGCGGCAGCUUUCCAAUCUCUGGGAUCUCAGACGUUACGAAAGAGAGGUUGAACAGUCUAGUAAUAGGGGUUGCGACAAUUUCGGCGGCUAGUUUUAGAAGAAAGGGUCCAGAUUGUCUAGCCCAGAUGAUUUGUAGGGGUCCAGAUUUUGCAGCUCUUUCAGAACAUCAGCUGUCUGGAUUUGUGUGAAGGAGAAGCGGGGGGGGGCAUGGGCAAGUUGCAGCGGAGGGUGCAGAGCUGGUAAUGAAAUACAAUACAGUACAAUACAAUACUGUACAAUAUAUUACAAUAACAUAACAUAUAAUAUAAUGCAAUACAAUGCAGUACAAUACAGUACAAUACAAUACAAUACAGUACAAUACAGUAAAAAGCUCAAAUUGAUUUUCACUCCAACCUAUUCACUGGAAGGUAUCUCAAUACAAUGAUAAUUCGAUGCAUAACAACGUUUUCUGGUUGUAGUUAACUUCCUCAUACCUAGCCUCAACAUUCACUAACAACUAAGACUGCUUUUCGACUAAACAUUGCCAGCCAGGUUCCUGGACACAGAUGAAGCCUAGUCCUGGACUAAAAAGCACUUUCAAAGGAGAUUUCCUUUGAACAUGCUUUUUAGUCCAAGAAUAAUCUUAGUCUGUGUCCAGGAAACUGACCCUUUAUGUUGUAGGAUACAAAUAUUAUAGAUCAUCAAUAUUUAGUGAAACUUAAGUUUUUCCUUAUGUUCUCUCCCCAUUUUCCCAGACUGCUUGGUACUUCUGGUCUACAAAGACAAGUCGGAUAAAGCCCAGGGCCACCGGGAGAGGGUCAGCGUCACCUUGGAGGACAUCUGUGGUCUGGAGACAGGUCUCUCCUAUGAGGGAGUGGGCUACACGCUGGCCAUCCUCUGCCUGGGCCAGGUUGUCGUGCUGGGCUUCGACGGCAAGGAGGCUCUGCUGGCCUGGGACAUCCGCGUCCGCUAUAGUCUGGGAGAAGGUGGGAGAUGCACUGGUUUAUGGUAGCCAUUGUUUUUGCCCCAUUUUUGUACUAUUUGGAUUAGCUUGCUCAUUUAGUAGAUUUUAGCCUAGGCCAUCCGUGUCCCAUUCAGCCUGAUGGUUAUUGCAGGGGGCCCAUUUAGAUAGUAUAUAAUGUAUAUAUCUCCGUUAGGCGUUGAGUCAAAUCAGCUUGUUUUUAGCUGGACCUGGCACAUCGGUAUCUGCUACAGCCUAGACUGUCUUACGGGUAGGUCCUUGUUGACAGGGUUCUCAAAUGACGUGCUCUUCUGGGUGACCCAUGUGUUAUGCAAUAUGAAUUUACAUAACAUGUGCAUCAAAGCAAAUCAUUUCAUAGUAACCAGCAAGGUGUUUUAGAUGUCAGUUUGAUGACUGAUUGAGCAUGGAAUGGGGUAUAACUGGUUGGAUCUACUCGUAUUCCUGUCAACACCCGGAAAUAUCUAUUCAUUAACAUAUAUUUUUACUUUUUUAUGCUCUGAUGUUGAUUUAAAAGUUUAAUAAGGCAAUUUAUAUUUUUUGACUUCACAGAGUCCAGUUGAAUUGUGUUGUGGACCAAAUGAGUGUAAAAAAAUCACAGAUGUAUUGGAUCUAUUGUGUGGAGUGUAAUUGGAAUGGUCAGGAAAACAUAUCGCAGCUGCCCUGUGUAUGUGUGCUUGUGUGUGUGUGUGUGUGUGUGUGCCUGUUUCACUCUUUUCCACGGUUGUGUGUGUGUGUCUGUUCCACUCCACGUUUUACGAGUGUGUGUGGUCCUCUGUAGCUCAAUUGGUAGAGCAUGGCACUUGUAACGCCAGGGUAGUGGGUUCGAUCCCCGGGACCACCCAUACGUAAAAAUUUAUGCACACGUGACUGUAAGUCGCUUUGGAUAAAAGCGUCUGCUAAAUGGCAUAUUAAUAUUAUUAUUAUUGUUACUGUGUGUGUGUGUGUUCCACUGUGUGUGUGUGUGUUCCACUGUGUGUGUGUGUGUGUUCCACUGUGUGUGUGUGUGUUCCACUGUGUGUGUGUGUGUUCCACUGUGUGUGUGUGUGUUCCACUGUGUGUGUGUGUGUGUUCCACUGUGUGUGUGUGUGUUCCACUGUGUGUGUGUGUGUGUGUGUGGGUGAGUUCCACUGUGUGUGUGGGGGUGAGUUCCACUGUGUGUGUGUGUGUUCCACUGUGUGUGUGUGUGUUCCACUGUGUGUGUGUGUGUGUUCCACUGUGUGUGUGUGUGUGUGUGGGUGAGUUCCACUGUGUGUGUGGGGGUGAGUUCCACUGUGUGUAUGUGUGUUCCACUGUGUGUGUGUGGGUGUUCCACUGUGUGUGUGUGUUCCACUGUGUGUGUGUGUGUUCCACUGUGUGUGUGUGUAUGUGUGUGUUCCACUGUGUGUGUGUGUGUGGGGGGGGGGGGUGAGUUCCACUGUGUGUGUGUGUUCCACUGUGUGUGUGUGUUCCACUGUGUGUGUGUGUGUUCCACUGUGUGUGUGUGUUUAUGUGUGUUCCACUGUGUGUGUGUGUUCCACUGUGUGUGUGUGUGUUCCACUGUGUGUGUGUGUGUAUGUGUGUUCCACUGUGUGUGUGUGUUCCACUGUGUGUAUGUGUGUUCCACUGUGUGUGUGUGGGUGUUCCACUGUGUGUAUGUGUGUUCCACUGUGUGUGUGUGUGUGUUCCACUGUGUGUGUGUGUGUGUUCCACUGUGUGUGUGUCGGUGAGUUCCACUGUGUGUGUGUGUGUUCCACUGUGUGUGUUCCACUGUGUGUGUGUUCCACUGUGUGUGUGUGUGUGUGUUCCACUGUGUGUGUUCCACUGUGUGUGUGUGUGUGUGUGUGUGUUCCCCACUGUGUGUGUGUGUGUGUGUUCCACUGUGUGUGUGUCGGUGAGUUCCACUGUGUGUGUGUACGUGUUCCACUGUGUGUGUGUGUGCGUGUUCCACUGUGUGUGUGUGUGCAUGUUCCACUGUGUGUGUGUGUGUAUGUGUUCCACUGUGUGUGUGUGUGCGUGUUCCACUGUGUGUGUGUGUGUACGUGUUCCACUGUGUGUGUGUUUGUGUUCCACUGUGUGUGUGUGUGUAUGUGUUCCACUGUGUGUGUGUGUGUUCCACUGUGUGUGUGUGGGUGAGUUCCACUGUGCGUGUGUGUGUGUUCCACUGUGUGUGUGUGGGUUCCACUGUGUGUGUGUGGGUGAGUUCCACGGUGUGUGUGUGUGUGUUCCACUGUGUGUGUGUGUAUAUUUCACUGUGUGUGUGUGGGUGAGUUCCAUUGUGUGUGUGUGUGUGUGUGUGUGUGUGUGUGUUUGUGUGUGUUCCACUGUGUGCGUGUGUGUGAUUGUCGUGCUCUGCUGUCCAAUCAAAUCAAAUGCAAUUUUAUUCUUCACAUGCUUCAUAAACAACAGGUGUAGACUAACAGUGAAAUGCUGACUUACAGACCCUUCCCAACAAUGCAGAGAGAAAGAACAUAGAGAAAUAAUAGAAAAGUAAAACACGUAAUAUUAAAUACACAAUGAGUAAUGAUAACUUAUAUACAAAGGGUACCAGUACCGAUUCGAUGUGCAGGGGUACGAGGUAAUUGAGGUAGAUACACUACAUGACCAAAAGUAUGUGGACACCCGCUCGUCGAACAUCUCAUUGCAAAAUCAUGGGCAUUAAUAUGGAGUUGGUCCCCCCUUUGCUGCUAUAACAGCCUCCACUCUUCUGGGAAGGCUUUCCAUUAGCUGUUGGAACAUUGCUGCAGGAACUUGCUUCCAUUCAGCCACAAGAGCAUUAGUGAGGUUGGGCACUGAUGUUGGGCGAUUAGGCCUGGCUCACAGUCGGCGUUCCAAUUCAUCCCAAAGGGCCUUCCCCAAACUGUUGCAACAAAGUUGGAAGCAGAGAAUCGUCUAUAAUGUAAUUGUAUGCUGUAGCAUUAAGAUUUCCCUUCACUGGAACUAAAGGGCAUAGCCCGAACCAUGAAAAACAGCCCCAGACCAUUAUUCCUCCUCCACCAAACUUUACAGUUGGCACUAUGCUUUGGGGCAGGUAGCGUUCUCCUGGCAUCCGCCAAACCCAGAUUUGUCCGUCGGACUGCCAGAUGGUGAAGCGUGAUUCAUCACUCGAGAGAACGCGUUUCCACUGCUCCAGAGUCCAAUGGCGGUGAGCUUUACACCCCUCCAGCCGACGCUUGGCAUUGCGCAUGAUGAUCUUAGGCUUGUCUUCGGCCAUGGAAACCCAUUUCAUGAAGCUCCCAAGGAACAGUUCUUGUGCAGACAUUGCUUCCAGAGGCAGUUUGGAACUCGGUAGUGAGUGUUGCAACUGAGGACAGACGAUUUUUACGCGCUACACGCUUCAGCACUCGGCGGUCUCGUUCUGUGCGCUUGUGUGGCCUACCACUUCGCGGCUGAGCCGUUGUUGCUCCUAGAUGUCACCACUUCACAAUAACAGCACUUACAGUUUACCGGGGCAGCUUUAGCAGGGCAGAAAUUUGAUGAACUGACUUGUUGGAAAGGUGGCAUCCUAUGACGGUGCCACAUUGAAAGUCACUGAGCUCUUCAGCAAGGCCAUUCUACUGCCAAUGUUUGUCUAUGGAGAUUGUAUGGCUGUGUGCUCGAUUUUAUACACCUGUCAGCAACGGAUGUGGCUGAAAUAGCCGAAUCCACUAAUUUGAAGGGGUCAGGGUCCUAUUGGUUCCAGACUUGGUGCAUCGGUACCGCUUGCCGUGCGGUAGCAGAGAGAACAGUCUAUGGCCAAGCAUUUGCCAUAACAAGCAGUGAUGCAGCCAGUCAAGAUGCUCUCAAUGGUGCAGCUGUAGACAUUUUUAAGGAUUUAAGGAUCAAACCAAAUCUUUUCAGCCUCCUGAGGGGAAAGUGGCAUUGUCGUGCCCUCUUCACGACUGUGUUGGUGUGUGUGGACCAUGAUAGAUCCUUAGUGACGUGGACACCGAGGAAUUUGAAGCUCUCGACCCGCUCCACUACAGCCCCGUCGAUGUGAAUGGGGGUGUGCUCAGCCCUCCAUCUUGCUGACUUGUGGCCAGACACGCAGAAAUGUCACCUGCCAGCCCGUAGCUGAGUGCCGCUGUGUGCCAGCGCUUUUGUUGUGAUUUAUGACACUCCAUGAAUCUCUCUCAAACUGAGCGAUGACACACCAGGACUGGCUGACAUUUUCUCAUCUUCGGCGCCAUCAAUCUCUCAUCUAACAGAGUUUACUCACCGGUAUCAGUCAUGUAUUUAAUGUAGUUCCUGUUUGGUAUCGAGGAAUUCCCACCUGUACACAUACUCACACACUGUUUCUCAAACGCUUAAAAUUCACAUACACAAAACACUCAAAAGUCCACACACGCACACACGCACGCAUGCAGACAUGCACACACACACUUAAACACUUAUAAAACAGAUAAAAAGACAACACACGUUCCUACCCUGACCAUGCCUGCUGUUCCUCUUGUGUUGCUCAUUAGCAAAAAUAUUGAGUCAAUUACAUUGGUGUUUGUGACAAGUUCUGAUUGAUUACAUUUGGGCUUCAGAUCUGAGCUCUACUCUGUUCUUAGUUCAGCUUACUGUUCUCACUCUCAAUGCACUGUUUUCCUUUAUUUUUUACUAUAGAGUUAAAUCAAAGCCAUACUGGAGCAAUAAUGUUUAGGAUGAAAUAGUGUUUUCUAUCUCUUUUUCAGUUAUUGGCUACAACUAAAACAAUUGUUUGUGUCGAGGGAGUGAUAUGUUUAUAUUAAAUCAAUAAUUUGUUUCUAUUGUCUUUUGUUUAACUGGUUUUGAACUUAUCUUCUUCUCUGUCCAGUCCACAGGUUUAGCGUUGUUAUCUUACCAGGCACCAUGUUGGAGAGCGGGCCUGCGACCCUUCACUUGUGUAACAACCUACUGGUCCUGGUCAGGGACAUUUUCCCCGUUAUCAUCGGCCAGUGGAACCUCCUGGACCUGCGCAGAUAUGGGCCUGUACCAAACGGCUUCGUCUUUGAGGGGGGAACGCGCUGCGGCUACUGUGAGUUGAUUGACGUCGCUGUUGUUGCACUACGGCUACUAACCAUUGUGCUCUCAUAUUGUGUCACGGAAAAGAAGAAUGGCGUUGUCAUUGGUGCUUUCCAGUUUGACAUUAGGCUUUAGCAGGUGGAUCCUUUAAAUCUAAGCCCAAUGACCUAUAAGAUUAGUCUUGGAGCGUUUUUUUAAUGAACUGAAACAAACUUCUAUGACUAUAUGAUCUGAUUACAUUUACAUUUACAUUUUAGUCAUUUAGCAGACGCUCUUAUCCAGAGCGACUUACAGUUAGCACAUACAUUAUUUUAUCGAACCCACAACCCUGGCGUUGCAAACGCCAUGCUCUACCAACUGAGCUACAUCCCCUAUCAUGGAACUAAUAAAGCGUCUGUAUCUGCUUGGUCAUAAGAAUACUAACCCAAUACAGUACAUAACCGUACAUAACAACAGGAAAUCAUCCCCCACAGUUGAUCUUUGAUAGACUCAAAUUCAAGGUGAAUGUGGCAUUGAGGAAUCUUCUGUGGGUUAUACAGGUAACUGCCAAAAUAAAGGAAUAUCUUAAUAGGGCAUUCGGCCACCACUAGCCGCCAGAACAGCUUCAAUGUGCCUUGGCAUAGAUUCUACAAGUGUCUGGAAUUCUAUUGGAGGGAUGCGACACCAUUCGAGAAAUUCCAUCAUUUGGUGUUUUGUUGAUGGUGGUGGAAAACACUUUUUAUACAUGACCCUAAACAUGAUGGGAUGUUAAUUUCUUAAUUAACAGGAACCACACCUGUGUGGCAGCACCUGCUUUCAAUAUACUUUGUAUCCCUCAUUUACUCAAGUGUUUCCUUUAUUUUGUCAGUUACCUGUAUAUGAUGGCUAUUAUUUAUGGUGACCUUUGGGACUAAACUUGAUUUUAUUGAGUGGGCAAUUACAGAAGUUAAUUCAAACAACAUAUCCAAGCUUUUGUCUCGUUUUAUUUUUCUCUUACUUUGGUUACUAGACUUCAGUACCACUGUUUACAAAAUGUGUUUCAUGUUCACAUGCAGUAUAUGUUGGCAUGUGCUUUCAGCCUCUUGUAUCACUCUACAAGUUGGUCUAAUUUACAUGUUUCUGUGAUUCAUCUCACCUUUGGGACUUUUUUCAGUUUUUCAUUGAGAGAAUGAAAGAUGAGUUUGGCAUUUAGUGGAUUUAGAUCAUUACACUUUCCUGGGUUUUUUCUCUCUGAGUAGUCUACCCUGUUGGAACAGAGUGCCAGAUGGCAUCAUUCAGGCGGAGAACAUUUGUGUCGGGACUAUGACUACUGAGAGUGAUAAACAGAGUUGCUGGAUGUUUCUGAAUUUUUCUGACUCAUCCUUGGGGCCAGACUUACAUUAAAUAUGAUCAAUGGUGUUUGACGAGAUACAGAAUCAUAAAAAUGGCUCUUUGUGUUUAUGGAGUAUCAUGUUCUAAAGGAUGAUGGAUCAUUGCUCCGGCCAAACACUAUGCCACGCCCACAGACGUUAGUUUCUUCUCCGCAAAGAGUCUGGAUCUGAGUACCUCCCCAACGAUUUCUAGAAUGGAAAUCCAUUCUAGACCGUCUGUCCCAGAAACCGAUAGGUUGGACCAGAGCCAGAACACAUGGGUAAAGCAGCCUUUGAAAAUUAGUUAUUGGCUUUGAUACUCUGAUUGGUUAGAGAUGAUCCAAUAACUAAUGACUUUGUUUUGUACAACAACCCUCAUUUUGAGGUCACCACAAAUGACUUCAACGAUGGCAGUCUCAGACUGAAGUAUGUAGUGAACAUAGAGCAUUUGAAGAAUUCAGUUUGGUCGUCAGGCAAGAUGGAUCAGACGUGUAAACAUCUGAUUUUGUAACUUGGGUAGGCAACAUGAAAUAAAGGACUUGUUGUCGUGGCUGAUUUUGUUUCACAAAGCUUGCAAGCUUUGAAUAGAAAUCCAAUCUCAGUUAGCCUUGGUCCAGCAAAACCUCAUCUCUAAAUAUAAAGUAAAUGAAGUCAUACUUGAGCAGAGAGUGCGUUAAUGUUUAUUUCCAUGGCCGUAACAUGUGUAUGUGAUUGCGGUAUGGUAUUUUGCAGUUUACAUCCUGGACUAGACACUAAACCGUUAAAGGUGGAAUGGACGCGUGUCAACGCCUGUAGUGGACACAGACAGGAACGCAAAGUACGCCGCAUAGCUGAAGACAUCAGAGUAAUAUUAAUACACACGACCCACUGGAAACACGAUACUCCAGUAUGUGAUCCGUGAUUUAUUUAGCUCCAUUCAAUCUACGGCUAGAGGCGCAACUUAAUAUCAGGAAGGUCACAUCGGGGAGAGUUUUCCAAUCCAUGCGUCAUAAAAAAAAAGGAAAGCACAUCCCUUUUUCAAAGACGGGAAAAAUGUGUGUGUGUGCGUGUGUGUACAUGGGAUCUAUACAUGGGCACGUCUGAAUGUUUAUGUGUCUUGAAGGGCACGCAUUCCAGAGAUACGUUGUCGCAGCACAGUUUAUCCACAGCAGAUGGAGAAGUGGGGCGACAGUGUUACUGGACCUCUGGCUGGGGGGUAAUGUUGCUGCAUGGUGUCUGGUGGUGAACUGGCCUCUUCAGUCUUUCCCAUGUAGACUUUCUCUAAGACUCAAAGUCUGUCUAUAACAACUCCCAGGGUUGUCAAAUAUAAAAACGGAGACAUUUCAAAGCCAUGUUAUGACGAUGGGAACGGGGAUGGGUAUCAAAGCUACAGUAUAAUGAGAAAAUAAAUAUUCUUACUGCUUUUUAUGUAGCUGGAAGCUAACGUCUGUUCAAAGUCUGUAGAAUCACCCUACAUUUUAAUCUCUGCUAAAACGAUGAUACCUGCAUUGGACAGCAGCUGACCAAAGAGACUACCUCAAAACCAAGGAUCCUUCCAUUGAGGAAUACAGGGCUUUUAUAAUGCUUUUAAAGAGCAGAGACAAGGUCGUCUGAACGCAGACGAACAGUAAUAAGUGUGUUCCUAUAUGACUCAGUGCUCAUUCAGUGCAUUCAUCUCCUGGUGCUGGUGUCAGAUCAUGGCCAGGGUUGGCUAGGUUCCUUUCUAAAUGUAAUCUGUUACAGAGACUAGUUACUCAGUGCUCAUUCAGUGCUGGGUAGGUUCCUUUCUAAAUGUAAUCCGUUACAGUGACUAGUUACUCAGUGCUCAUUCAGUGCUGGGUAGGUUCCUUUCUAAAUGUAAUCCAUUACAGUUACUAGUUACCUGUCCAAAAUUGUAAUUAGUAACAUAACUUUUGGAUUACCCAAACUCAGUAACGUAAUCUGCUUACUUUCCCCUUAAAAGCCGCUGCAUGGUCAAUCCGAUAUCUGCAUUGGCCGUGCAGCAUUUACGGUGAUACGGCCUCUGCAGAAGUCAGGGCAUUCAUACUUCUUGCGCUUUGCAGAGCAGCGCAGAGCUCCUUUCUAAGGGCCGACACUAAGAAGAGGUCAGAGGUUAGCAGCUAAAACCACUCAGAUGUCUACACUGAGGGGGACUCAAGAAGCAUGUUACAACAUCUCCUGUCUGCAGUCAUCUGUUGUCAUCUAUCAUCCUGUUCUGAGUAAAAUGGCUAUUCAAAAGGUUAGUUAACAAUCUGACUUGAGAAUAAUUUACAGUGUUCAUAAAGAAUGUGACAGGGGGCAGCACUGUGGUGGGUGGUCUCAGGACCAGGUGACAGAAGGACCCUCUUGGUGACCUCCCUGGUGUGUCUAAUGCUUGGGGGUGAUGGUUAGCAGACUUGGUUCUUAGCGGGGAGGGCAAGAGAACUCCUGACCCGUUAACCCCAACACCCUCUCAACCUAUACCACCUUUACACUUCAAAUUUGACAUUUUGAGUGACCGGAGCUGUAUAUCAGAGAUUUCGUUUUUUGACCGUUGAUUUGUGCUGUGUGAGGCUUUAUUUAGCCUUAGCUUAUUUACAUAUUCUGGAAUGUAGUGGGUCUAACCUCAGCAUUUUUUUAAAUAUCUAUAAAAGUUCAAGGUUGCUCUUAUUUCACUAUCUGGCUAAGUUGAAAUGGACAACAAUUGACUGGGUGACAAUCCAUAAUUAUGUCCAUUCAGUCUGCAAACAAAAUGAAUGGGUGCUAGCAAUUGCUAUGCUUGUGAGCCAACUGGCCAGUACAAAGAUGUAUCACUGUACUCUACUUCCAUCCAUUUAUAAUUGACCCAGACGUGUGUGGGGAAACAUUUACCACAAUCUAAAGAGUGGAACGUGACAUUAAGCUGUUGGACUGUGUGUGUUUCCUUCAGGGGCUGGAGUCUUCUUCCUAUCGUCCAUGGAGGGAGAGCAGAUCAGCUUUCUGUUCGACUGCAUCGUCAGAGGCAUCUCCCCUAGCAGAGGCCCUUUUGGACUGCGGUCAGUCCUGCCUGGUCAGUACCAAAGGUCUUUACUGAUGCGUAGGUAUGAAGGUUGUCCAUGGCUAGAUAUACGGCUUGCUCAAACAAGCACAUACAGACCAGGGUGGCGAAUUUACAGUACAGGACAUAUGGGAGCUGGGGGUAUUUUUAUCCAAUUACUGGGCAAUUUAAAUGGGGAUGGAUGAAAUGUAUCCUCAAUGUAUCCUUGUGGUCAUUCUGAGGUAAGUUAUGUAGAGGUAUAUUAUCCAUUGCCUUUUCGCCUUCUGAGUUGGCAAACACUUACAUCGAACACUUGCCAUCUUAAUCAAAACAAGUGUUCUUCGAGACAUAAUUUAGGUGGGAUUUAUCCUCGCUAUUAAAGUGGCCCACACCAUGUGCUUUCUGGAAUGCAGCCACUUCCAGAGUGUGUUACACUGAGUCGCAUGGAUUCCAUCCAAUGUACUCUGAUCCAACAGAAUUAUGACUGACAGCUGUUUUAUACAUCAUUUGAUUAGCUGGGUACAGACUGUAAUAUUAGUGAAUAUAAUCUGAUAACCACUGUACCUUAAGGAGCAUAUACAACGGGGCCACCUUAUAUAUAUAUAAUAGGAUAACCACUGUACUAACUGUAAUUAGUACAGGUCUGCAGCUGUGACAAAUUAUCCCGUGUUAAAUCAACACUGAGAGUGUUAAACUAGGUCCAGUGUCUAUAUGGGUCCACACUUUUCAGUGUUAAAUUAACACACUGCUUAGUGUAAAGCCUUAUUUGCAUAUUUCCCAGAGUGUCUUGCCUUUCAAGUGAAUAGUAGAGUUACCACGCAUGUCUGUAUUUGUUAGUGACAGAGACAUGGUUGUUGCAUUCAUCCAUUUUCAGUCCUGUGGCCUUCACCAAGUGAGAUCCUAAACAAAUAUGUUAUCAUUCAAAUUAAAUUAUUUAACAUAAUACAACAGGCAUUUCAUAAGGCCUUAUUUUGAGGGUCUAGCUUCACCCUAAUACAGUGGCCUGAAACUCAUGGUUUACAGGCCAUCAUCAGGCCUGCAAGUCACAUUAUGCUGGCUUGCAAAGUGAUGUGUAAUUCCUAUUGGAAUACAGCCAGAGUGGGGAUAUCCAACAUUUUGAAUUUUUAUUCAUCCGCAACCUGCAUUCAGAAUGACUGCCGGGUUGGGAUAGACUAUGAUUUUAGACUACCUAAGCCAUCUUAACUGGAACAACCAUUUCAGUAACAGGUGCAAUAAGUCCAAGUAACAGAUUGGAUUAGUUUAGAAGAAUGUAUGUUAUUUAUAUUUGAGUAGCAUAAGAUGGAUUAAUCAAUCAAUAUGCAUGCAAAAACAUAGAUAUUGAAACAAACAAUUCUAAAAAUCAUCUGCAAUAGAGUAUAAUGGGAAAUAUGUUAAUGAUGGGUGUGGUUUUGGUUUAACACUGGUUAUUAACACCAACACUGGGGUUAUUUUACACCAAUGAGUGUUAAUUUAACACUUACAGAGUUCAUUAAACACCUGAAUCAACACUAGAAAUGUUACACUGAAAAAUCAACACUAGGUAACACUGGUAAAUUUGCUGUGUGGGUAUUCCUGGUUUCACACAUCUCCUCGCCCAAUCAGGCCUUGAACUAAUCUAAUAUUAUUGUAGUGCGUAGUAGAAUAAAUAGCAGGAGACGAUGUCAGAGGGAGAGCGGGAGGGUCAAAGUCACAGUUCACACAAGCAGAGCGCAACAAACCCUUCUAAUCACUCUGAGCAUGUGUGUAACCUCAUCCCCAUGAUUCCUGUGUCCCCCCCCCCCCCCCCACCAUCACACACUUGGUGCCUCUCUCUCACACACACACCCUGUGUACACUCUGUUCCUCUCUCUCUCUCAAUUACAUUUCAAUUUAAGGGCUUUAUUGGCAUGGGAAACGUAUGUUAACAUUGCCAAAGUAAGUGAAGUAGAUAGUAAACAAAAGUGAAAUAAACAAUAAAUAUUAACAGUAAACAUUACACUCAGAAGUUCCAAAAGAAUAAAGACAUUUCAAAUGUCAUAUUAUGUAUCUAUACAGUCUCUCUCUCUCUCUCUCUCUCUCUCUCUCUCUCUCUCUCUCUCUUUCAAUCUGUUUCUUCCCCCAUCUCUCUCUUCCCCUCUUUCUUGAGUAAUUGCUCUCUCUUGAUAUUCUCUCUUCUCUCUCUUGCUUUUUCUCUCUUGUUCAACAUUUCCUCUUGUUCUGCCCUCUAUCUCUCCCUCUCUCUCUCACACACACUAUCUCUCUGUCUGUGUGUCUAGUCUCCUGUAAAUACCCACUGUCCCUUCUCGUGCAAGGGAACACGAUUGUUAACAAGAAGCUGAAGCAGAUGUCAGCUAUUACAACCAGUUGAUUACUGUCCAUUCGUUAACAGCUAGAUAACAGAUUGAAAUUCUUGUGAAAGGUCCUUUGCCAUUUGUAUGUCAUUUUACACUCUACUUGCACAAUCAAAAUGACAAUGAACCUUGGGAAGCACCCUUUAAAAAAGAUGGGUUGACCAGGAAAUCAAUGUAACUUGGGUUUGGACUAAGGUAACUUACAUUAGAUCCUGGGCGCAGUACUAACAAUCUGUAGCCACACCAUCUCCAUUACACAUACCACAGAGGCCAUGUGGCAAGCAGUGCUAUGAAUAAACACGUAGUGUUGCACAAACAGCAAGGUGUUCCCCUGUGACUCUGUUCUCUGUGAGCCCUCUAAAGGCCUGGUGUUUUCACCCUCGCAGACGGAGGGUGACGUGACAGUAAAACGAGAGCGCUAGCAUUUGAGGUCGUCUCAUUCUCAGUACUGGGUGUUCAGUAGGGCACACCGUAGCGAAACGUUUUGCAACGGAAAACAGAAAUCAGUGUUCUUAUUGAGUACGUUCAGGUAAUACCUUUCUGUUUUACUCAGUUUCAAACCGUUUUCUUCCUACUGACCACGACCCCGUCUACUGAUUAAGGAUGGGGGUUUGAAAUAAUUUCACCAUUCGAAUAGUAUAAUUUUUGUCAGAUAUCCAGAUAUUCGAAAUACAUGUGUUUUUUGUAACUUAUUUUUUUUUACCUGAGCAAUGCUGCGAGAGGGAGAAGUUGGCACUCUAUUGCUGCAGCUGCACCUGGGGAGGUUAUAUGGGGCGGUGUGUGUGGCGAGCAGAUGGAGGUAGAGUGAGAGAUGCCAAGGCAACUCGGCUACAGCCAAGACUAGCUAAAUUGUAGCAGCCACAAUGUUAUUGAUCAUCCCAUAUAACAGUGCCUGCCUUGACUGGAGUAGCCUGAACUGCUCAGCCCAGUCCAAGCUCUUCUCUGUCCUGGCAACCCAAUGGUGGAACCAGCUUCCCCCUGAAGCUAAGACAGCAGAGUCCCUGCCCAUCUUCCGAAAAAAACUGAAACCUUACCUCUUCAAAGAGUAUCUUAAAUAAUCUCACAGCACCCCGCCUCGCAUCCCCUUCUCAAUCCCCCCUUUCGUGAACUUACACUCGUACUUGACUUUUUUGACCCCCUUACUAGCUUUGACAGCUAUUUUAUUGAGGAACAAUUUACUUACUAUGACUGAUAUGUGGUUGUCCCACCCAGCUAUCUUAAGAUGAAUGCACUAACUGUAAGUCGCUCUGGAUAAGAGUGUCUGCUAAACGACUCAAAUGUUAAUGUAAAUGUAGCCUAGAGAGGGAGAAGCAAUGCUGCGAGAGGGAGAAGCUGGCACUCUAUUGCUGCAGCUGCACCUGGGGAGGUUAUAUGGGGCGGUGUGUGUUGUGAGCAGAUGGAGAGAGAGAGAGAGAAAUCAGUGUUCUUAGCUAGGCUAAUUGAGGUCACAUGCUGCGCUUUCUCACCAACCCCAUUCAGAUAAAACAACAGCCUACCUAUUGGUUGCUCGUUGUAGCGUACUCCUUCUCAUUUCGCGAACUUUUAAUUCCAGAAUUGUAUUAAAUCUCGCAUUGCAUUAGUGAACUCUCACUCCACUUACAUUGAGCCUCUUUGCUGCUUUGAUUGGCCAACAUAAACCACAAGCUACACAUGUGAAGGCUACAGGUCCUUUUAUGAAACGCACCAUCACGUCAUAAAAACUAAAUUAAAAAGUUUGUUGUUAUAUUAAAUUAAUAACUUGAAAUGUCAUGGUAUAUGUAACAAUGUCACAUGGAUAUUUUAAUUUAAUUUAGAAAAGCCUUUUCAGUGUUAAAAUCAGGUUAAAAUAGUCCUGCAGUGCCUGUAGAAAGACUACCCCCCCCCCCCCCCCCUUGGAUUUCUUCACAUUUUAUUGUGUUACAAAGUGAGAUUCAAAUGAAUUUAAUUGUCAUUUUUUGUCAACAAUUUACACAAAAUACUCAGUAACAUCAAAGUGGAAGAAAAAUAAAACACUAAUAUACCUUGAUUAGAUAAGUAUUCACACCCCUGGGUCAAUACAAGUUAGAAACCCCUUUGGCAGUGAUUACAGCUGUGAGACUUCUUGGAUUUGUGUUGUAGGUUAUUGUCCUACUGAAAGGUGAAAUCCUCUCCCAGUGUCUGCUGUGAAGCAGACUGAAGAAGGUUUUCCUCUAGGAUGUUGGCUGUGCUUAGCUCCAUUGCAUUUAUUUUUCUGCUGAAAAACUCCCUAGUCUUUGCCGAUGUCAAGCAUGCCCAUACAAUGAUGCAGCUGUCACCAUGCUUGAAAAUAAGGAGGCAGUUACUCAGUGAUGUGCUGUGCUGGAUUGGCCCAAAACAUAAGGCUUUACAUUUAGGCCAAAAAGUGUCUUCCUUUGCAGUGUUUUUUUGCAGUAUUACUUCAGUGCCUGUAUGUUCUAUGUAUGUCGCAUUUUUUAUUUUUUGUUAUUUUACCCUUAUUUUACCAGGUAAGUUGACUGAGAACACGUUCUCAUUUACAGCAACGACCUGGGGAAUAGUGACAGGGGAGAGGAAGGGCGAUGAAUGAGCCAAUUGGAAGCUGGGGAUGAUGCAUGUUUUUAAUAUUUUGAUUCUACUUUUCUCUUUAUUGUGGAGUCACUACAAUGUUGUUAAUCCAUCCUCACUUUUCUGUCAUCACAGCCAUUGAACUCUAUUGCUGUUUUAAAAUCACCAACGGCCUCAUGGUGACUUCCCUAAGCAGUUUCUUUCCUGUCCUGCAGCUCAGUUCAUCAUUGCAUUAGUGUGUAAUUGAUACUACGUAUUGUUGUUGACUGUUGACUCCUGGUAAAAUACAGGUAAAAUAAAAUGAAUACUGUUGUGCGUUUCACUCCCGACAGACCCCAACGCUGUCGCUAGCCAGGCCUACUCUGAGGAGAGGGUGAACCAUGAGGCCCAGGAGCUGGAGAAACGCCUCAGUAUGCUGUCUCACCAGAGCAUCACAGGUGCAGUACCUCUACGUCUAUUCUAUUACAGUGUGACCUUCCUCCAAUUUAAGGUCUCCACCAGUCUUCACUGCCACGCCACCAUUUAUCUUCCCUCGACAGCACUAGGAAAACCACAACCUUUCAUUUCAUAAACAGACCUCACUUUCUUUCACUUUAAACAAACUUCAGGAAGUAACACCACUCUAACAUAUGGAACGUGAACUAGUGUUAGUGUUAUUUUUCUCCAUGACUAAUCCAUGGAAAAUGAUACAUUGCCCAGUAAUGGUGAUUGUUGCUUUAAAGUAACCUUCUAAAAGUAUGUUUCUAUAGCGUCAUAUUAAUUAUGUUGUUGAUUUAUUGUGAGUAUUAUGGCUGUGAAUACCAGUCAGACAAGAGACUGACGAGACUUCUUGGAUAAUCUGAUGUUAUGUUUUAUUGAUGUAGUGCCUCAAUGUGCCUGUGUAGAUACGGUAUAUAAGUAAUAGUUUUGUUUUUAUAGAAUAAAUAAUGUGUUUCUUAUGUUUAUUUGGCAGCCUCCUCCACGUAUGGUCGGUCUGUGGUGGGAGACGACCGCAGCAUAUCAGGCUCCUCUGACACCUCCGACACCAGCCAAUCAGACUCCAGCAUCGGCAGCCGGCUGGCCGUUUGGACUGAGUCUGUCACAAAAAGCUCCGCCCCCACAGAGACCAUCAUUGUCCAGUUACAGGCCAAGGAGAAACUGUCCGCCAGCCAGGUGGGUGGAGCCCGUGCAGUAGCCAAGAACCCUCGGUCCCGGCAGCUGCAGGAGAUUGGUCGCCAGAGCUCGUCCGACAGCGGUAUUGCCACAGGAAGCCACUCCUCCUACUCUGGGAGUUUCUCCUCCUACGCGGGUAGCCUGGACAUUGGCCCUGGGGGGGGGGACUUUGGCUCCCUGCUCAGCCUGCCCCCUCACCUGUCUCUAGACCUGGCCCCCUGUACAUGCCCCCCUGCGCCAGGACAUGAGUACCAGUUACCCACCUCACUCAGGUACCUCUAUGACACUCCCCCGGACUCUACUGCAGGGGGGAACAGGAUGGGCCAGGGAGCAGGAGACCUCCACAACACCUAAGGACCAGGCAGCCAGUUCACCCCAAUCACCCCCAUCAUGUGAGUCAACACAGGGGGAGAAAGAUGCUCCUCCCGGGGGUCGCUCGGACACUGUUGCCAGGCGCUCCACCACAGAGCUCCUGCAGAGCCACUCUGAGGAGAGUAAGAGCAGGGGGGCGCCCCCUAGUGACAGUCAACACCCAGAGUCCUGUCAGGUCUGCAGUAGUUCCCAACUCACUUCCUCCAAAACCCUCCUCACUAUCUGCCCCACCUGUGGAGGAUUCAAGGUACAGAGAGCUGGGGUGAAUCUCCUUUAUUCCCUGUGCCCUCUCUCGCUUCCUUCUCAAAACCUAUUGGAGGAACUUAGGAUCCUCUACUCCAAUGCGUUUUGAGAAGGAGAUGAGGGGAGAAGACACAAGGAAUCAAGGAAAUGCAAUUGAGAUGCUCCCCUGGUCACUUUUAUUAAUCUAUGGAUGUAACGUGUGCCCUUUGAUAAAAAAAAGAAAAACACGUUUAUUUUCAUCCAAUUGACUGUAUUCCACUGGUUCGUCUCACUUUCAUUAUCAUUAAAUUGACACAGUUUGAGACAAAAUGUUUAGUUUCUUCAGAGUUGCUUUGUUUUUCUCAUGAGUACCAACUACCAAAGUACCUCAAUACUGUCAGCGGCGUUCGAUUAGACUUUAUAACAGCUUGUUUGAUUAAACCCUUGUCAUCUUGGUAUCAUCUGUUGUCAUCUAUAGCUAUCAAUACAUUACCCUUUGUGUGAAAUCGAUUUCACAGCAAUUGGUGUUGGAACAUUAACAAUCUUGCUGCCUGUCUGUCUAGCAAGGUGUGCGCUCUACUCAGUGUUGGGGAGUAGUGUGAUCAUUUUUCACGAAGUAGUUUGGAUGUAGUGAACUACUUUUUCAAAGUAACUUUAGUUAAGUAAACUAUAUUUUUCUUAGGGGUAAUUUAGUGUAGCUUAACUUCUUCCAGUGUGAAGUAAUAGGUAGCUUGGUGAACUAUAUUUUCAGAGUAGCUUCCCCUGUACAUGCCCCCCUGCGCCAGGACAUGAGUACCACGUACCCACCUCACUGAGGUACCUUUAUGACACCCCCCGGCCUCUACUGCAGGGGGGAACAGGAGGGGCUCUACUAGCUAUUUGAGAUAUCAACUGUCCUCUCACUCAAUACGGUCAGGAAAUGCUCUUCUGUGCGUAGAUGUUGUUCUUAGUCUAUUACACACUCCCAUCUCUGUGUAAAGUGUGUUUAUAAGUGCCUCUGUGUCACCAUAGCUACUGCUCUUCUAAAUGGGCCUCCAUCUUGAGUUUGUACUAUAAGUCUGGGUUGUCUUGGGCUUUUUACAGGCCCAGUGCAGUCAAAAAUGUGAUUUUCCUGUGUUUUAUAUAUAUUUCAACACUAUGAGGUUGGGAAAUACUGUAAAAUUGUGAAAAUGAUCAUAAUUCCCUUUUACUGUAAGAGCUGUUUGAAGACCUGAAAUUUCAGUUUGUUUUUGGUGGGAUGGAAUUUUAGCCUGUCUGGUGAAAUCACCAGAUGGUAAAUUAGUUAAUAGACCAAUAAGAAAGAGAGUUCCAAAACCCUCCCUACUUAGACCACUCCCAGACACAAUCCUAGCUAAAUUAUUGCUUGAGAAAUUGCUCUUUGCUAAGAAGCAAUUUUUGUUUCUUUUUGACCAUUUUAAUUGAAAUCAACCACAGUAAGGUACUUAAUUGUUACCCAGAAAUGAUUUGAUAUUGAGAUAAAAACGGCUGUAUUGACCAUCUUCUCUCUCUUUGAGGUCAUUCGAGUGCAGGAAAUUGAUUUUGACUUCUUCUCUUCUUACAAACUUUUUUUCUUCCACUGUCUUGGCUUGUUAUGGAACCAUAAGAAAGGAUAGCCCUUCAGUUUGAUCUUUGAAGAUGAAUCUCGUUUACAAGUGAUUCACAACGUAAAACCUCAUGCUUAUAUACUUGGAAAGAGGUAUUAUUCAUACACUGAGUAUGAGACUUUUGAUUAGAUCAAAAUAUUUUCAGAAAACAUUCUCUGUCGAAUAGAAUAGCUGAUUGUAGUCAUUUUUUUGUUCAUAGAAAUAACAUAUUUUCUUAAGCAGUGCUUUUGAUUAUAUUAAAAAUAAAAUUAAUGAAGACUAAUUCAGACCAUCAGAAUUUCAAACCUCUUAAAACAAAGUGCUCUUCUUUGGUCAAAGGGGUUCUGUUUCACUCGCUGAUGAAACAACUUCAAAUGAUGUUAAUGUUUUUUUCUACCCCGUAUAUGUGACUUUAUUGAUCUUGUAAACCUAGAGCUCCCUCUGCUGGUGGUGCAUUUAGAUAUGAAUAAUCCCAAAUUGGUUGGAGAGGCAAAUUUAUCAAGGUUUAUUUCUGAUGACCUCUGUAGAAAACAAAAAAGGGAUACUUCUGUUGUUUCCUCAGACUUGCCUUUAGUGUAGCCUUCGGUCACUUUGAAAGAUAUUCCCCAUGAGUGCCGUAAAGGUCCAGCCUUACAGUGCAACAAUUCCUCUGUUAGCUCCCCAGCACCGGUCCUAUUGGAUAAAGCAUUGUGUGGGUGCACAUCUAUCAACAGGUUGUAAUACUCAACCUCAGCUAGGAAAACAAAGACCCUUAAGCGCCCUUAGGUUCCAAUAAGUCAUUGUAACUCUAUGCGAACAAGCCAUAGUGGCUCUAAUGUUUUUACCAAAAGACAAUGCCCUAGUUAUAUUAUUUGAAAGACUGGCACAAAAAGAGAAAAUAAUAUUGUGUGAAAGGAACUUUACCGGCAGACACGGUUUCAUUUAAUCUGAAUUAUUGAAGAUUUUCUCUUUCCUCAUCUUGUCACAGGGGAACCCGCUCUCCUACACAGCGGGCUCGGCAAUGCCAGCCAUACCAGGUAAGUCUGCUCCACUGGGUUGGUGCGUGUGUAUGCACCCCGAUGCCAUGAUAUGCCAUUAAUAUCCCUGUCCAAGCGUUAAUUUAUUUUCAGACCUGUGUUUACUUUGCAGCAUGUUUAGAUAAGUAGUUUGUUCUUAUUAAUGAAUCCCAUGAAUUAUUAAACCGAUGUGCAGAUUGCGUAACCUGUAUAACUAGAUAUGCGUUAAGCUGCAAGCACAGAACCUAUGGACUGAGGAUUGGCAAUUGCCUCAGGACCUUCCAUUUUUAACAAUCAGCAGGUGAAAGUAUUGAUAAGUGUCCAUUCAGACCCACCAGCAGGUCUUCUGACGCACUGAGGAAGACUACAGAGACCACGGCCUCACCUGCCUCAGUGACCAAUCACAACUCUGAGAAGCUGAAGAGGAUGAAUGAGGAACCAGCAGCUCUACAGAAGAAAGGCAAGGGGAAAUUAGCCGACCUCUCAGCUGAUCUAUUAGGCUACCGCGGCACAACCGGAGAGCCAGGUAAAAAGACAAACACACUGAAUCUGUAUGAGUCAACGGCCUCUGCUUUGAGACGUGACCUUAGAUCCCAAAAACCUGUUACCACCUGCAGAUCUGUGUGAUCUGAACUCGGCACGACAAGGGCACAAGGGGGAAGACAAGGGGACUAUCAUUUACGAAAACUGCUUCAAGUGCAAGAAAGGAGAGGAGUGCCAUCUGCCCCCUAGGGUGACACCAGCGUUGCCCGGGAACAGCGUUGUCCUACAGGUUGGUCAGAUUCACCACAGUGGUGUAUGUUUUGGACAGCCACUACCCUCUGGGCCUUGCUUGGAGAACAGUGUGGACUGUGAAGGGACACCUAACGAAGAGAAGCCCAUUGAAGUGCAACUGCUGGACCCUAAACUACAAGCUGGAGGCCUUCCAUGUGUGGAGGUGAAAGGUAAUUCAGUGUCCGUUGAAGGUCUUUAUGGACUGAACUCCAUGCUAACAGACAAAGCCAGCCUCUUCCUUCAUGGAUUCCUCUCUCCGUUUCUUCUCUUCUCUUCUUUCCCUGUUCUCUUUGACUAAAGAUCCUUUCUUCUCUGUAUUUCGUGGACUAUUUCUCCUCCCUCUGCAAGCUGUCGAUGCCUCUCUAUGUUUCUUCAUGCUGUAUUGAUUUUGAGAUUGAGCUGCUUUGACGGUUGGGAGAGAUGCAGAGAAUGUCAACCAGUUGCUGCAGGAUGAAACAGAAUGUUAUAAGAAGCAAUAUCAUUUUACAUUACUGUGAUGGUAAACAAGAAAAUUACUAACUAAAUAGACCAUUGUCAUAUUUGUCCAGCAUGACCCCAGAUUGUAUAGCAUUACUCUGACUGUUAUUUAGACAAUGUGGUUUUGUGGAGGUUUCCAUUUGUACUGGAAAUUAGAUCAGGGCCACUGUGUUGGCUGCUGUGCUCGUAACAGAGCCAUCCCCAUGAGUAAUACAGCACUUAUCCCAACCACACUAGGGAGUUCCAGACAAUGUAAUGCUGAAGUAUAUCCUGUCUUCUGACAUGUUGUGGUCUUGUAAGACGAUGAUUAAUGUAUCCCCCCCAAUCGUUUCCCAUCCUAGGAUCAGACAGGUUACGUGUUUGGGCACUGAGAGACACCGCUUCUUCGGCUGCAUUAGUUCACAGCAUGUACAGAUAUAGGAUCUUCAUUUGAUCACCCUGUUGCAGGAAAUGUAAAAUGUGUAGUGUAAAACGUGUAGUGUAUUUGAGGUUUAAAAAGGCUUCUGAAGUUUGUAAUUUCCACUUUGAAAUUUCAGACUUGAUUUUCCCUUACGAAAAAUGUAUCAACCCCUACAAAAAUGUCCAUUAAUUAUAAUGCAUGUAAUAAUUCACAUUUCCUGUUGCUGCAGGAUUAUUUUCCUGCUGUAGCAGACUGGCUCAAAUUAAGAUCCUACAUCUGUAGUAGAGGAAAAGGAAAACAUGAUAUAAGGAUAUUUUCCUCACAGGCUUUACUGCAGUGUAACAGGAGUCUGUUGUGUUGUUGCACAUCUCAUCUCAAACACACUUUGUUUUCCUCUUGCCACCAGACAAGAAGCUGAAGAGUAAGGAGGAGAGGCGCAAAGUUGAGUAUGAGACCAUGGAUAGCCGGGCGUUGGAGAAGAAUUCAGAGGUAGGGGGCUUAUGAAUGGGAUUCCUCACUCCUCUUACGAUCAUCACGCUCACAUGUUUAAUUCGUUUUUAUUACUAUGGUCCAAACUUAAUGUCUAUGGAAAAAAAGAGAAAUACUGUAUUUUUAGAGAAAGUAAGAGCAAAGAUUACAAAAUAUCACAUAGUUACUUAUAACACUUUGGGUUGUUUAUAGAUUUUUUAUAAUUUAUCCAGACAUUUGCCAUUUGCCAUUUCCUUGUGACCCUGGUAUUUAACAUGAGUGGAUUGAUGAAUGUCAACAAUGUUUAUGUGAUAUGUCAGUACUGCUCUUAUACACAAUGGUGGUCUUAAGUGACAGUCCUUCUCAUCUUAAAGAUACACUCUGGGAUCUUAAGCACAAGAAAUGUGUAACAUAUUGCACAAAUUGCAUUCGGAACAUAUCACACAAAUUGAAAAAAUUCUUAUGAUAUUAUACGAAUUGCUACAUUUGUAACAUAUCAGACAAAAUGGAUGACGUAGUACACAAUUGGAUGAUGUAGUACACAAGAAAUGGGGACACAUUUUGGCUCAUGAGCACCACGUUCAAAAUACUGGCUGAAAUUAUAUAAAAGUUUGACAGUGCAUCUUUAAGAACAGUUCAUUCAAAUAAAUUACAGUUAUUUUUGUGAGGAGUAUGUGUGCAAAGCGAGUCAGUGUAACACAGUGUUUGGCAGCUUUGGAGCAGAACAGACAGAACGCAUUGUGUAACAGCUCUACUACCUAAGUCAGGGUCUCUUACGCUUCAGUCUGACAGGAAGCAAUGAGGCUGCACUUUUCCAUCAUGUUUUCACACCACGGACUGUAGCAAAAACCCCGGAACAACGGAUUCAGAAGAACAGGCAUGAAUAAGCCUCAAUAAGAACAAGAGACACAUCAAGCUAAAUGCUCCUUUCAGAUUAGGUAGACAAGCCUGUGAGAUUUCAUUACACUCCAAAUAGUCAAUUCUAAAUCUAACUCGAAUGCCUCCCGUGAACUGUUGAGUAGAGAUUAGCUUUAAGUCUGGGUUUUGGUCUGCUGUUGAAAUAUAUAUUUUUAUUCAAGUUGGACUGAAUUAUUUUGUAAUUAACUACAGCCUCAGGCUUGACUUAAGCCACCCCUUUUGAACCAGCAUGUUACUUACCGUGUACUGUGUCUUUCAGCCAGAGGAGAAAAGCAAGUGUGAGCUGAUGGGCAGUUGUGGACAACAACGGUUCCUUCAUGAGACUGAAGGUGAGUGCAUUUAA